Molecule: messenger RNA, 2225 nt
Organism: Dermacentor andersoni
Lineage: Eukaryota; Metazoa; Arthropoda; Arachnida; Ixodida; Ixodidae
Source: RefSeq, a predicted model, not a curated record
CGCUUCCCUCCAAACCUUCCUUUGCAAGAGGCAGGCGACCAGCUUUCUCGUCUUUCUCGGUCGCGCGGCGAAUACACAGCCUGUCACUGCUCACUGUGCGGCGCACUGGACUCCUACCGAACAAAAUUUUGUGUUCGCUGGCCCCACUUUUGGCGUGCAGCACUGCAGCGUAGGUUAAUCACGUUGGUCACCGAGCUGGAAACGGCAGCCAUUGCAGCAAGCGCCUGUGCCCUUGUUCAGUUGAAGACACGCGAACGCGUCAUGGGACCGACAAGAAAACCCGAGGUCUAGUUUACGCAGGACAGCAACAUCAGCUGUGGGCACGGAUCGAACGAGCCGAGGAAGUCUGAACAAUGAGUUUCGAGAGGGCUUCCCGGGAUGUACCGCUUGGCAGCCUCGUGACGGGCCAUCGAGGCAAGGUGCGCCGUGUCCUGUGCCUGGCUGGUUCCAGUGUUCCUGUUAUUUCGGAGUUCCGGCACUACCAGGGAUCCUGAGCCACUACCCCAGCGGCUUGUCGCCAUGUCACCGUCACAGCCUACGCAACCCGAGCCGUCUCCGCCGCGUACGGCGGGCCAGCGACGAUUACGGCCACACAUAUUUAUCAACAAUGAAUUCGUCAACUCCAAGUCCGGCAAGACAUUCGUCACGUAUAACCCAGCUAACGAGGAAAAAAUCGCCCAAGUCCAGGAAGGGCUGAAAGAAGACAUAGACGAGGCUGUGAAGGCGGCAAGGCAGGCCUUCAAACGUGGCUCUAAAUGGCGCACCAUGGGCGCUUCUGAGCGCGGCAUCCUCAUCAACAAGUUGGCUGACUUGCUGGAGAAGAAUGCUGACUACAUUGCGCCCAUUUUACAGAGCUUGGAGAGUUUCAACAAUGGCAAGCCGUUCACCGAAGCGCAGAACGACGUGAAGUUUAGCGUGAAAUCCCUGCGAUACUGCGCUGGAUACAGCGACAAGAUCCAUGGGCUGACCAUUCCGGCAGAUGGUCAAAUUUUUGCUUAUACGAGGCGUGAACCCGUCGGAGUUGUCGGACAAAUUAUUCCGUGGAACGCACCUAUGGUGAUGUUCUGCUGGAAGAUCGGCUCUGCCCUGUGCACGGGAAACACGGUCGUCGUGAAGCCGGCCGAGCAGACGCCGUUGACGGCGCUGUACGCGGCCAGCCUGGUGCGCGACGCCGGGUUUCCCCCGGGCGUCGUAAACGUGGUGCCAGGAUUCGGGAAGACUGCCGGUGCUGCCCUCUCCAACCACCCGGAUGUCGACAAGAUCGCUUUCACUGGAUCAACACAGGUUGGCCGAAUGAUACUGAAAGCUUCUGGCGACACGAACUGCAAGCGGGUAUCCCUGGAGCUUGGUGGAAAAAGUCCUCUGAUAAUAUUUCCUGACGCUGACCUGAAAUUGGCUGUGGCCGUUGCACAUCAUUGCGUGUUCGUGAACACGGGCCAAGUGUGCUGCGCUCCGACGCGCACCUUCGUGCAUGAGGACGUGUACGAGCAGUUCGUCGCCGCCUCUGUCAGGAUGGCGCAGGCGCGGGUGCUGGGAGACCCCUUCGAAGAGACCACCAAACAGGGACCGCAGGUCAGCAAGGAACAGAUGGAGCGCGUGCUGGGCUACGUCGAGGCCGGGAAGCGCGAAGGCGCCCGGCUGCAGUGCGGAGGGCAGCGCCACGGCAGCCGUGGAUACUUCGUCCAGCCCACGGUGUUCUCUGACGUGCACGACGACAUGACCAUCGCCCGCGAGGAAAUCUUCGGCCCCGUGCAGAGCCUCUUCAAGUUCAGCACCACGGAGGAGGUCAUCGAGCGCGCCAACAGGACCACGUACGGACUCGCCGCUGGACUGUUCACCCGCGACCUGGACACGGCGCACACCGUAUCGCACGCCCUCCAAGCAGGCGUCGUGUGGAUCAACACGUUCAUGGAAUUGGGCCCGCAGACUCCGUUUGGAGGCUACAAGAUGUCGGGACUUUCACGUGAAAUGGGCGAAGAUGGCAUCCUGACGUACACGGAAGUGAAGACGAUUGUGACGAAGAUAUCCGAAAAGAAUUCGUGAACAAGCUGGUACAAGCCGUGGUCUGAUCUUCGAAGCUUCCCUUGCGCUACUUUUGCAUCUUAUAGGGGCAGAGUUGAAGUUACAAAUAAAUUCUUGGCUUAUCAUACAAUGCCGACACAUAGAAUGCCAUUCAAGGUUUAUAAAAAAAUAAUAAAGAAGGCAAGCUUUUCGAGCUAAACGCA